CACUUUGCGCACAGAAUCAUUUUCAAAACUUCACUACACCACUCGAAAAUGUUUGUUCGUACCACUAUCCCACCCAUGUCGGACUGCCAGCCGGCCAACAACUACAAAUGGGCGGCACAACACCGAGAACAAAGCAUGUCAGCUUCGCCCGUUCGCAUACACUCACCUCCUUCGACGAUGUCAAUUUGGGCUUACGUUCCUCUGGUCGCAUGAAGACCGCACGCAGCCAAGAGCGUCUAAUUGGCGGCAAGAAACCGAUCAUUGCCACUGGCUCUUUGUACGAGUCUAUACAACUGCCAACUCGUAUAGGCCAACCAACUGCACUGCAUCCACAACAACAAAUGCAACAACAGCAACUGCAACAACAGCAAAUGCAACAACAGCAAAUGCAACAACAGCAACAGCAGCAGCAGCAGCAGCAACAAUCUCAUCCGCCGUCUAAUUAUAUUACGACUUUACCGCCCACGAUCGCCAUGCAUCCACAUCAACAGGCUGUCAUACAUCAGCAUGCGCCACACAUCCAUCCACCGCAUGGGCAUGGCCAUUCACAUCAACAUCAUCAUGGACCGCCUAUUCAUAUACAUCAAUUUGUGCCGGCAGCUUUUGCCGGCUCAGACUUGGGAGCUCAGGUGCAAACUGAACAACCGAUUUCUUUGUUAUCCGGCAGGCCACUAUCGCACAUGGAUGACAUACCACUUGGUGUCGGUGGUGCUGGAGCGACGCAUGGUGGCGUCAUGCCCGCUGGCUUAGGGGUGUUGACAUGUGCCACGCAGGUACUUGCACCGCCUAGUCCCGAAGUGUUGGUUGUGGAGAAGAAGUUUCGCAAUGCUAUGAAAACACAGGCCACGCAAACGGAGCUCCGGAAAGAUGGAUUUACGCAGGUCUUGGCGCUAAGUCCAAGAACGAUGCAUAAAGUUAAGGUGGUAUCACAAGGCGCACAAACGAAUGGACUGCUGAAUGGAAAGAAGCUCACAAAGAGUCUGUCAGAAAUGCCGAACGGAAAAGUUGUACCGGGCGCAGAUAUCGGACAAAUCAGAAGUUUUGUCGACCAUAGCGCCGUGUAUCGCACCCAAUCAGAGGAGCCGCCCAAGUCGCCACUUGAUCUUGACGAUCCGAACAAUAUAAACUACUAUGAACCGCCACCUCCACUCGACACAAUUUCCUACUACAGCCGUCGCUCAUCUCAACUACCCUCCGAAGAGAGUACACCCUUCUUUCCCAAGGACGCAAUUGCCUUCGAUUAUGAGAGCAAUAGUUUGCCACGGCGCGCUUGUACAUUCCAUCGUGAAAGCAGUUUUAGCUCAAACAGUCUGCCCCGCCGUGAGCCACAACAUGCGCACGAGAUUUGCAAGCAUAUUACCGAGUGCACGGAGUUAAUGGGUGACAUUAAUGGUGGUGUUGGUGGUGGGUUGCUAGAUUUCUCUAAACCUCACCUGCUACCACCACCCAGCGAAUACUGUAGAGAAGCCGAUGAGCCACUGACAUCCACAUCUACGCUCACAGCAGAGCCUAGCGGCGCAAGCGGCGUGCCCGAAGUUGUGGAAGUGAAUCGACGCAAGUCGAUGGUAGCCACGCUGCCGCCACCGGAUGUCGAUAUUACACCUACACCCUUCAGACGCGAUGACAUACGCCGUCAAUCAAUGCCCAUCUAUGUGAAAACAGAGAAAUUGAUUGAUGGCUUUGGACCACGCUCUUCAUUUCGCUCGAAAACCAAACCAAAGACGGUGGUGGCUGGUGGAGAUGUAUUCGAUGAGAAGGAGAUAUUUAUAGAUUUUAAGCCCCAUGUUUCGCUGAAAGCAGCUGCACAAGUCGCGCAAGCUCAAUACCGACCGCUAUACAAGCCGCUGCCACCUCCGCCGACAACAGAGGAAAUAACACAACAAAGAGUAGUGGAAGAAUGCGAAAACUGUCGUGCACUGCAGGAAGCCGAACCGCGCUCCUCGGUCAGUGAAGAUGAUUACGAAGAUGGAGCUGAGCAGGAACGCCAACCCGAUACAGAAGAAGAUAAAACACAUUUGGAGGUAAGCGAUCAGCAUGAUCCGCUCUACGAGAAUGUGCCAAGUGUCUAUAAGCCCAUGAACGUGCCGCGUGUGGCAGCCGAGCGACGAGCCAGCAUGCGCAAACGUUCCGUAAGUUUAGAUGAGCAAAGCGUUGCACAGGAAAAGUGCAUUGACGUGUCGGCCCCGCCCAGUCCUUGCCGCGAGGAAUUGCUAUUUGCGAAUGCAUCCACAUACCCAUCCUCGGACUCGUUGGCGAACGAUGUGACACGCGAUCAUUCGGAUGGUAUUUGGAAUGAGUCACAGGUCACGGUGCUAACUGCCGAACAAAAGGAGGGCUCUGAAGGCUCGUAUACCUCGAAUAUGUUAUUGACGCCAACGUCAAGGCGAAAAAAUCUAUUGCUACAACACCAGCAACGUAGCUCGGUGGACACAGACGCAUUAGAUUUGGAGGACACGCAAGUCGAUUUGAGUCCCACUUAUGGAAUUGCAGUGAGCCCGCUGCCAAACGUGUCCAAACCAGUUAAAAGUGGCACUCCCAUCACGCAGCAGCCACAAGCAAGCCGUGAACUCAAGUCGACCACACUAACCGUGCCACUGAAUAUCACCCCACCUUCUAUUGCGGUCACACCAAGUCUGCCGGUGGCUAAGGAAACGUCACCUAAGAAAUCGCCGGGCACCAGCAAGCGCAUCAUACAGGAGUUACCUACAUUGUCACGCGAUGGACGACGCACUUCUGACGUGCAACUGACGCGUGCCUCCAUAGACGCGACCACAGCCAACAAGUUCAAUAACCACACUGAUGUCUCCGAGUGCAGCACGAAUACGGAUGAAUAUGCCACUUGUACCGACACAUCGAAGCGCACACCAGGUAUUAAGACACCACCAACAACAACAAGCUCAUCAUCAACGACACAAGUACCAGUUUCCACACAAAGUUCACAAAUCGACCGCACCCAAGGCUCAUCCUUCGAGAGCGCCUCCUCGCUCUAUUCAACACGUGGCGAUAUACUUACCGAGGACAUACUGCAACACGACGAAAAACCCACUAAGUCACAUAAGAUCGAGCGCGAAAUGCAACUGAAGUCGCCUGUAUCCACGGCCGAAAUGACUAAGCGUUCACCCUCGCACUCGAUUAGUAGCACAUCCUCGAGCAGCUAUAAUGUGGCUGGGUUGAAAACACCAUCGCCUUCAGCAAAGGAUGCUGAAAAGCGUGUAGACAUUCCUGAGAAGACAGUAUCCAAACCGGCACUACCAGCGAGUGUUAUACAGCCUGCAGCUACCGAGCCAGUAAGUGGACGUGAGAAGCCACGUAUCAAACCCGAGUCCAUAUCGGAUGAUGAACGCAGUGAAGUGCGCUAUUCAUCUUCUGGUUACUACGAGAGUCCACACGAUGAUGAGCAUCUAAUAAAGUCACGUCGUCAUCGACUCGACGAGGAGCGCAAACGUCGUAAAACUACAAUGAAAUUAGACAUCGAAAAGGAGAAUUUGCGCGCGCUCACCAGCCCAAUUAAGAAGCUACCGGCAGCAACAGCGGGUGCACAGGUUGCAUCUAUAGCCGGCGCAAAGGAUAAGCUGCCCGAAAAGCAAACCACCAGCAGCACAACACACGUAAUCGACACAGCAAGUCCGAACCGCAUUAAACGUUUCCGUCCGAAGAUACGUCGGCAGCUGAGACGUAGUUCGCGCGAUGAUAGCACGCCGAAAAGGCAGAAGAACCUAGUCAAUCUAUAUGGCAUACCACCGACAACGGGUAGCACCGAAAAGUUGCUGGACUACAGCGUUAGCCUUAAGAAGGAGGAACGUGAAGAGUUGUCGGUUGCCGAAUGUAAGACGAGUAAGGUCAUCACAUCGCCACAAACAACAACGAAAACCAAAACUUCCUCGGAUGUUUGUCAGUUGAAAGCAAAAUCUAUAGAAUCACUGCGCUCUGUCUCACCAGGCUCAGAUUCGGUGUUCUAUAGUGAGGCUGAUGGACCAACACAAGAACCGCAUAGUCACUGCUUGCAUUGCGGCAAAGGUGGUGAGGGCCAGACUACGCAUAUAAGUGCAUUGGCUGGUGACUCAGUCGAAUCGCUGCCAUAUAUUGAGAACGAGCAUGAACAGGAUAUUGUGAAGCCUCCUUCAGACUUUGCAGACUCACCUGUGACUGCUAAAACUACACAGCGGCUCUACAAGAAAAUGGAUAAACGUUUUCGUUCCGAAGAGCGUUAUCAUGGCGGGGAGCGUGGACGUCACUACAAAACGCGACAGGAGAAUAUACGCGCAAAGAGCGAAGAACGUAGUCGCGAAAGCGUACACACUCGCAGUCCACAAAGCUUACGCCCAGCUGGUUCCAGUCCAUGUGUUCUGCCCGAUGCCGCAGUUGAACAGAGUCAGCAGAUCAUCUAUCGCGGCCACUACGAUCCUGCGCGUUAUUCGCGUCUCACCGAUGCAGAUGUCUGGACACAGUUGAAUCAUCAGAGUUUUGAUCGUCAUCGUGAUCGUCGCCCAUCAACGGAGUCUGAGCGCAGUUUUCACUCAAAGUACCAAGUCAUACUUCAUCGCCUGGUGCAGCGUCGUUGCACUUUGGAAAUGUACCAUCGACAGCGCAAUAACAGUUUUCCUGUUUCUAAAAGAGCUUUCACAAAUCGCAACUUAAUGUCAGGGACAGAAAUAGCGACAAUAACAGCAUCCCAAGCGUCAGGCUGA
This is a messenger RNA of Anastrepha obliqua, 4688 nucleotides long. RefSeq lists its product as uncharacterized. The record is from RefSeq and is a predicted model, not a curated record. The transcript has 10 exons. The coding region runs from base 108 to 4688 and encodes 1526 amino acids. NCBI's taxonomy places the organism in Eukaryota, Metazoa, Arthropoda, Insecta, Diptera, Tephritidae.